AUGACCUCGGUUACCUGUACUUGCCCGCUGGCAGACUAUCAGAUGAUGGUCGCCGACAAUGGAAAGCCUAUUUGCACAAUGACUAACAUAGCCAAAGGACUUGGACAUAGUAUCCGAGGCCAGAAGGAUGAUUCAAGGUUUGCUGAAACUGUCAAAGCAUAUCCCUCGCGCUUCACAUCGAGCGCUGGUAUCUCUGGGUACCAACUGCUAAACUGGAGCAAUCGUUUUCACCGGCAGGGACUCGUCGAAAUGACACAUGAGUUUCUCUGUACGAGUGGAAAUGGUCCGCUUUUUUGGCCUGAUGAGAAUGAGAAUGAGUAUGAAGAUUCGUUGAGAUAUCCGGAACAUAGAAACGAAACAUUUGAAGAAAUGGUACGGUUGUUCUUCAAGAUCAAUGACAACCAGAGAGCCAAGCAAAAACGCCUUUCGCGCUCGCGAAGGGCCUCGCAAGUUCAUGGACAAAUCCUUAAUGCAGAUUCGAUGGACGGGCGGCUUCCAAUUAGAGACGUGCUAGCUGAAGAGCCAAUGCCACGUCCAACAAAGAGCCCAGAUGAUCUUAAUGUAGAUUCCCCGAGUCAAAGAAGACCAACAAACAACCCUCGGCGUAGAGUCAAGCGACGGCGAGAUCACCGGGGCAGUUGGCUGUUUGAUGCGUAUUCCGACCGCGGUCAUGACAGGACCUCUGCAGGUCCAUCUCACCGCAGGGAACAAGCGCCCACUGAUGAGCUCACCGAGAGGCCUAGAGACGCUGAGAAUGCUACCAUGACUGAUCCGCUGACUCAGUCAAACGUAGAGAUGGAAAACACAACUCACAAUAGAGCAGCCGAUGGACCCCUGCAGCCGAUGAACAUUGGCAGAGCAUCAGAGGGCCAAGCGGGAGCAGAUCAUGACAACAGAGCCCUUUGGCCAUCAUCAGGACAAUCGCGAGAAGUGCCACAGAGUCGCCAAGCACUAAUGCGAGGUCCCUCCGAGCCACCUGCUCAGCCAGUUGAAGAACGAGCGUCGCCCACGCCAGAGCCCAAGACCAGUCCCAUCCUGGCACCUACGACACCUGCAGUUAUCCACGGCGUCCACAUCAUUAUCAGCGUUCAGACCUUCCCGUGGCUGAACCAGAUAUGGUAUCCCAGGAGGGACUUUUUCCAGUAUACGCUGAAGACCUUGUUUGAAGACCUGCCCUGGCAGGAGCCGUUCUACAAGGUGAUUAUGCUAUUGGAGUUCCCGGGUGGCGUGAUUAUCGAAGAUGUGCAAAGAGAUGAUGAAAUGGGAUUUAGGAUCGUCUUGGCGAGAUUUGAGCAAAAGAUCGAGACGUUAAGAAUGUGCUAUGCCGCCCCAGAUAAAGACGUCGUUCUAGAGGUUUCAUUAGAGCCGGUAGGCCGUUACCAAGAACCCAGCGAACGAGUACGGGCUCUGCUAGGGAGGCACAUACGAUAG
Fusarium vanettenii 77-13-4 is the source of this 1431-nucleotide messenger RNA. RefSeq lists its product as uncharacterized. The transcript has 3 exons. Lineage: Eukaryota; Fungi; Ascomycota; Sordariomycetes; Hypocreales; Nectriaceae. Bases 1 to 1431 code for a protein of 476 amino acids. The record is from RefSeq and is a predicted model, not a curated record.